This is a messenger RNA of Arabidopsis thaliana (thale cress), 1468 nucleotides long. RefSeq names its product junctophilin-like protein. The transcript has 7 exons. Bases 200 to 937 code for a protein of 245 amino acids. The record is from RefSeq and is marked reviewed. NCBI's taxonomy places the organism in Eukaryota, Viridiplantae, Streptophyta, Magnoliopsida, Brassicales, Brassicaceae.
ACAUUUCGUUAUCACCGUCAAAAUCAAAAUCCGGGACGAUAAUUCUCGCACACGUUCUCCAUCACUUUCCCUCGAUCCAAAACCAGAGUGGGAACUACACGCGAAUCGAAUCAUAAAUGGAAUGUGAAUUUUGAAAUCGAGGAAGAAGACGAAAUCGGAGCAUUAUUGGAUUGAGUUUUGAAGUUUUUAGGAGAAGGAAAUGAUGGCGUCGGAUCCAAAACUGAAGGCUGAGAUCGGAGCCGAUGGUCUUGCAAGAGAAGCUCCUGUUAUUGCUUACACAGAGAAGAUAAUCGAGGAAGAGCAAGUUCAGCUGAGGAAAUACAUUGAGGAGAACUAUACAAAAAUUAGGGAUGUUGAAAGGGAAUUUGGAAACCUUUCAAUGGAAUUGAAACUCACUGCUGGACCUAAGAAAGCAGCAAUGGAACACUUGAGAAAGAAAAUCGAAGUCUCAACUGAAAGGAUCCAUGCUGCUAAGUUGAAAGAAGAAGAAGCGCGAAAGGCAUUUGAAGCAGCAUCAAAAGUUGUGAAGGAUGAAGAAGCAACAAAACAGAGUCUUUGCGAAGAUUUAAACAGUCUGGUACAACAAAGCAGCAAUACGCAGUACGCCAGACUUGAGGAAUUGAAAAGAAGACUAGAAGCGUUGAAUCCAAAUCGAUCAUCUACUUCUAUUCAGCAAGUGCAAGAACCGGAGACUAAAUCUGUAGUAGACAGCGCACCAGCAGCCAAUGCGAACCAAACUCACCCGGGAAAACCUGAAAAUAACCACGGGAACGAGGAAGGUGGUAAAGAACAUGGACAGAGACCAGCAACAGCUGAAGGAGAAUCAAAAGCGAAAAAGAAACCACAGAAUCAAGGGAGGGGAAGAGGAAUUGGAAUAAUGAACAAAGGCAGAGGAGGUUGGACAGGUGCUGGAUUCGAUGUCGAUGGUAGAAAUUGAGAUACAUAUAUCUAGAUAAUCCAUAUACCGAAAGCGUCAUUUCGAAUCAGAAGUAUGUCAAAUAUAUUGUUACCAGGUAUGUUCUAUCAUCUUUUAACAUCGAUGGACCAGUACGUAGCCACAAAGACUUCUCAUUUUCUCAUACACUUGUGUUACUGAAAAGAAAUCCAUCCAAUCAUAUUUGGACUGUUCAUUGAUCAUCUCUUGUGUAUGUCUCCAAUUUUGUGCAAUUGGGUUUGAUGUAAUAAUCUGAGAACAGUUAAGUUUGAUUGUCUAAGAGGUUAGAGUGAGGCAUGAUUCGUUAUGGUAUGGAGAGCAAGUUUCAUAUGAUUAGUAAUCAUACUAUUCGAUCUUUAAUACUCGAAAGUUAUAAAGAUAUGAAUCGCAAAUUUGGGCUCUCUAACUUGGUCAAAACGAAAAAUUGGGAUCUCCUGAAUUAACUAACUGGAACUGGUGGUAGAUUAAGGUCAAAAGAGUGACAGUAAAUCUUAAUGCUUCUUCUCUUGCUCUGGUAUAACAUAUCAAAAUACU